Molecule: messenger RNA, 1266 nt
Organism: Dicentrarchus labrax (European seabass)
Lineage: Eukaryota; Metazoa; Chordata; Actinopteri; Moronidae
Gene: scpp1
Product: secretory calcium-binding phosphoprotein 1
Exons: 9
Coding region: 178-1017 (279 amino acids)
Source: RefSeq, a predicted model, not a curated record
UACAGACGACCUGGAGUUUCCUACAGCAUAUCCACACAUCAGGCUUUUACUGCCUCGACAGCCAGCUUCCAUACGUGGCUCAGAAUAUACACUGGGUUCUCCUGUUUGCUGCUACAUCCACUGAACAAGGACCACUGACAACUUUUCUCACAGCUCUGAUUCAAACAGACAACAAGAAUGAAGUUUAUCAUAAUAACAUUUUGCCUCAUUGGAGCAGUUUUUGCUAACCCCAUUUCAUACAAUGCCGUUUUGGAAUCAAAUGAGCUUGAUUCAAACACUACUGAAAGUUUGUCUGUUUCACAAUCAUCUGAAAAUGACACCUCAGAGCUCCAGAGCUCUGAAGAAAGUACCUCAAGUGAAAGUCAGAGUUCAGAGUCAGAAUCAUUAGAAUCCACCUCAGAGGACACGACAUCAGAGGAGAGUAACAGUCAGUCAGAUGAGGAUGAUGAGACAUACUUUAUGGCUGAAACCAGAGAUAACAGCAUGGGCAGUGAGGAGAAUGUUCGAAAGAGUUGGGUUCGAGAGUUUGCAAGUGUCAUCAAAGACCUGAGCGCAGAGGACAACAGCAGCAUGGAAGUCAAUGGUCUCUCCGACCAACAUACCAAGAAACAGGCCACUCAUACCUCCACAAACCUUUUACUGGUGGAGAAUCCCUCCGACAGCAGUGACACCACCAGCUCAGACACCAGUGACAUUACUGCUGUCACAGCUGUCACCAGCGACAGCAGUGAGAGCACCAGCAGUGAAAGCGACGAGACCAAUGAGACCAGUGAGACCAGCGACAGCAGUGAUGACAGCAGUGAUGACAGCAGUGAUGCCAGCAAGAGUGCAGAGGACAGUAAUGCCAGUGACAGCAGCGAGCUGCAACAAAUCAAAACCCAAGACUGCGUGAACGGGACUCAAAGCUGUGAAAGUGAAGAGUAUUUCUUCCAGGACAUAGGAGACGAUGCUCAUCACUCAGUGGAUAACCUGAUGGUGCCAGAUGAGGAUGAAAGGGAGUUAAGUCUAAGAAGAUGAUGGCGUGCACUUGUGCAGCUCUGUGUUUCCCACUAUGAACUACAACACUAUUAAAAGACCUGCCUGAAGACAUCAGGAUGACAUAUUUGCUCUUGCCCAUCGCUUCUGAUGUUGAGUUUGGCAUUAUAAUAUUACCUGCAGCUGACUGAUUUUUAUGUGUGUGUGUGUGUGUGAUUCUUACUGUGAUUAUGAUAUAGCCUUUAAGUAUUUACUAUGUUUUGAUAAUAAUAAACAAAUAAUAUAACCAUG